AUGGCUCUGAAGUCGCAGCCUGGCCAGGGUCUUGUGAUAGCAGCAGUUGAGAGUUCUCAUGAGCUUGGAUUAGCUUGCCAUACCAUGUUGCCAAGGCAAUGCAUGCCGAAGCUGUCGUAUCUGGGCUAUGACCCCGGAACUGCAAGCAUUCUGGAGCCGUCGUUUGGAGCGCUUUGGCUCAGAGGCCGUCACCUGUUAUGGCGAGAUGCUAUCCACCUGCUGGUGCCUCAAUGCCUGGGUAAUUGUCUCAAGCCUUCCACUCAGCUGCUGCGAUUCCAGAUUGGAACAGAUGACAUCUCGACGCCGUGGCCUCGCAUUCACAGUGUCUUGGCUGACGAGAUGUUCUUCAACAAGCUCGUCAGCAUUGGUGCUCGCUCCAAGGAGUGGACGAUGUGCAGUUAUCUUCUGGAUCGUAUGGUAGAAGCGAACAUCUACCCUGAUGUUCGAGCGUGCAAUGCUGCCAUCUCUGCCCUGGGCAAAGAGUCCUGGGAUGAGGCGCUUCACAUGUUGGACAAGAUGAAAUCGUGGCAAACGGAUCCGGACAUUGCCACGACCUGA
Messenger RNA from Symbiodinium pilosum, 558 nucleotides. NCBI's taxonomy places the organism in Eukaryota, Dinophyceae, Suessiales, Symbiodiniaceae. The record is from the annotation of a GenBank genome assembly.